CCGGAGUAUGUCUUUAACUUCAUAUCGUAACCUGCUACGACAAAGUAACUUACACUCGUAGCUGUAUUGAAGUGGUGUGUUUUUAGGGAAUCUCAUCAUUCUUCACUACAAAGAAUGCAAAAGUCUCCUUCCGUUUUGUGAUCCCCCAACCAGGAUAUUGAUUAACUCCCCCUAGCGGAAGUGCCUGCAGCUCAAUAAACUACAUCGUUCGUUUGAUCAGAGUGAAUUUGUGAAAGUUGUUUCCACCGGGAAGGAGCUGCCUGGGAAUACACUGUCGACAGCUUUUCUCGCAUUUCUUCAGGAGAAAUGAGGCGGAAAGAAAAACGUCUACUGCAGUUCGCAGGGUUGCUUAUAGCGGCUCUUCUUUUCCUGCCGAACGUUGGUCUGUGGUCAUUGUAUCGAGAUCGAGUCUUUGAGAACUCGCCAGAAAUAGUGGAGGGACCGGGUGGCAUCCUUCAAAUACAGGGAUUGAACGUCAGGCCCCGGAAUAAUGCCCAGCUGGGGCGGGACGGCAUGCGGAGGAAAGACUGGCACGACUACGAUGCAAUUAGGAGAGACGCUACUCGCUCUGGUAACGGCGAGCAGGGGAAGCCUUUUCCGCUGACCGACGCUGACCGGGUAGACCAGGCCUACAGGGAGAAUGGGUUCAACAUCUACGUUAGCGAUAGGAUCUCCCUCAAUCGCUCUGUCGCAGACAUCCGGCACCCAAACUGUAAACAGAAGCUGUAUGCGGUGAAGUUGCCCAACACCAGCAUCAUCAUACCAUUCCACAACGAGGGCUGGUCAUCCCUGCUCAGGACUGUACACAGCGUGCUCAACCGGUCCCCCCCUGAGCUCAUUGCUGAGGUCAUACUGGUGGACGACUUCAGCGACAAAGAGCACCUUAAGGCGUCUCUGGAGGAGUACAUGGUGCGGAUGCCCAAGGUGAGGAUCUUGCGCACCAAGAAGAGAGAGGGGCUCAUCAGGACACGUCUGCUGGGGGCGGCAGCCGCCAAGGGAGAGGUCAUCACUUUCCUCGACUCGCACUGUGAAGCCAACGUCAACUGGCUGCCCCCACUGCUGGACCGUAUCGCCACAAACAGGAAGUCCAUUGUCUGUCCGAUGAUCGACGUGAUCGACCAUGACAACUUUGGUUAUGAGACACAGGCCGGUGACGCCAUGCGAGGAGCAUUUGACUGGGAGAUGUACUACAAACGCAUCCCCAUCCCCUCUGAGCUGUCAAAAGAGGACUCUAGCGAACCCUUCGAGUCUCCUGUGAUGGCUGGUGGACUCUUCGCCGUGGACAGAAAGUGGUUCUGGGAGUUGGGAGGAUAUGACACAGGACUGGAGAUCUGGGGAGGAGAGCAGUAUGAGAUCUCUUUCAAGGUGUGGAUGUGUGGUGGGCGUAUGGAGGACAUCCCAUGCUCCAGGGUGGGUCACAUCUACAGGAAGUAUGUUCCCUACAAGGUCCCCGGCGGGGUCAGCCUGGCCAGAAACCUAAAGCGAGUGGCAGAGGUGUGGAUGGAUGAGUAUGCUGAAUAUAUCUACCAGCGAAGGCCAGAGUACAGGCACCUGUCAGCAGGAGACAUGACUGUGCAGAAGGACUUGAGGAGCAGCCUCAACUGUAAGAGCUUCAAGUGGUUCAUGACAGAGGUGGCCUGGGACCUGCCCAAGCACUACCCACCUGUGGAGCCCCCUGCUGCCGCCUGGGGAGAGCUGCGCAACGUAGGCAGUGGCAUGUGCAUGGAGAAUAAACACUUUUCGUCUGGGUCGCCCAUCCGCCUGGAGACAUGUCUUAAGGGGCGGGGCGAGGCUGGGUGGAGCCAUGGACAGGUGUUCACGUUUGGCUGGAGGGAGGACAUCCGCGUGGGGGACCCCAUGCACACUAAGAAGGUGUGCUUUGAUGCCAUCUCCCACAACAGCCCCGUCACCCUGUAUGACUGCCACGGCAUGAAGGGCAACCAGCUGUGGCGCUACAGGAAGGAUAAAAGUUUAUACCACCACAUCAGUAACAGCUGUAUCGACAGCAACCCCACAGAGAGAAAGGUGUUUAUGAACAUGUGUGACCCCAGCGUCCCCAGCCAGCAGUGGGUGUUUGAGAAGACCAACACCACAGUGCUGGAGACAUUCAACCGCAGUAACAACUGAGACCAGUAGGGGUCAGCACUGAACCUGAAUACCACUCACCCAGGGACUGUGUUGUUUUACUAAGACAGAAGUGGGCUGUUGUUUCUCUAAAAGGGUCUGGGGGGGAAAGGGGGGGGGGGGGGUAGCAUUGGCAAGCCAGUCUAGACACAUCAGUUAUUGGGAGAUGGAGAAAGUAUGGCGCCUGAGAGGCUCGCUCUCUGUGGUGGCGGGGACUUCCUGCGUCAAUGGGAUUAGGUCUGGCACGGCCAUUCUGAGGUUGCCCGUCUCACUUACUUAUUCACGCUCCGCUCUGCUUCUCCGUGCAUCUCCCAGGUGUCUCUGCCCAUAUGUCCAUCUCCAUCACCCUGCGUGAGUGCGCCUCUUACUCAGUCACUUUUUCCAUUCUCCUGAUUUGGAGCCACUGCUCUGACAGCCCCCCUGAGACUCUCGCUGAACCAAACCCAGACUGACACUUGGGUAAAGCCAGCCAGAAACAACCACUCUCUGCAAAGCGCCGUGUUGAUUCUUGUUUUUGUUUUCUUGCUGUGCUCACUUGGCUAGCAGUUUCUCAUUCUUGGUUUCCUCUUUAUUGCGUUGAUCAAAAGUGGAGUUGGGCAAACUGUCCAAAUGUAGAAGGGAAAGAAAAGCCCCCCAUCUUUUAAGAAGUACAUUUUUGGAUUUGAAUGAAUAAUACUAUAGUAGCAGCACUUUGUCUAUUCGAAGAGCUGUGAUUUGAUGCCAAUGAUGGAUCUCUUCCAGGUGAUAUGUCCAGAGAGGGAACUGUAAGGGCUCUAACUAUUAUCCCUCUGGGAUAAUCCCAGGCAGUCUCUGGAACGACCUCAUUACGAAAACACUAAACCGUGUGGCAGAAAAACAUACUGAGGUCAGCAGCACUGAGACAGUAGAGAGACCUUGGUGGCUUCCCAAACUCAUCAGGAGUGUCUCUAGACUGGUUUGCACAGGGGGAGGGGUUGGUGAUGGGUAUUAUAGGUGUUUUAAAUGCAUUAAGCACUUGCAAUGAUAAACUUGAAUGACAAUCUUAGUGCCUUGCUGGAUGAGAGAAAAAGUAUACAGCCUGGUCUGACUUGGCAUGGCCUGGUGCCCUAUUUCAGUCCUCCAACUUCUCCACUGUCUCAGACUGACUGAGAUAGUGGAGAGGCAGGCCAUCUGAGGUGACACUGGCUCUUAACCAUGGAUGGGUUUCUGCAACACUUAUGUAUAUGUAAUGAUAGUGAAUAGUUGAAGAGACUAGCAAACUAUGUGUUCUCCUGCCUUUAAAAGUGAACAGCUUCCCUGCAAAGACCCUGUUUAUGUUUGUGACAUGUCACCAUCAUGCCAUGUUGUUAUCAUCAAAACCCAGUUGGACAUGCAAGCAUUCAUUAAUAUUGAUUUCCUUUGUUUAGGUUUUGUCGCGUUAUUACUUUCUCAGCGUUUCACAUUUUCUUUAAGUGUUUUGUCUUCGUUUAAUGCAAAGUUUUGACUUGGAUGUUGUUCAGAAUGACUGCUUACAUUGCCUGCUGUGUAGUUAAGUUUUUGUUCCCCUCUUCUCCUCAGGAAUAAUUCCAAAGUAGAGUAUGUAAUAUGCUUGAUGCAAAGAUCACACCCUUCCUUAAUCUAACCAUCUUCCUUACAUUUUCAGAAAUCGAUAUGAAUCCAGUACACUAGUAUGUGUUGUAGAUUUUAACUGUUGGUCAGCAGUUUCAACUAAAAGUGUUCCUUCCAUGCUUUGUGGAGACAAUUUGGAGAAGUUCUAUAAGAGAAAAUCUACGUGGCACAUUGGUAAGAGAUGCUGCACGAUAUGGCUUUGUUCAACUUUACUUAUGAAGGGUCUUUAUUGCAAAAUCGUGUAAUAAUGUUGUAUAUGUCCCUUCUUAUUAAACUGAAAUGUAGGACUGGCUGGGGAAUGCAAAAUUGCUCACUUUCUUUGGUUUCACUUUCUAUAAAUGUUCAUAGUUUUACCCAGGCAAGUAAGCAGCAUGUAUGGAAAACCAAAGCUGUUCAAAACACUUUUUUUGAGGACAUUGAACAAGUUUUUUUUUUGUUUGUUAUUUGUUUUUUAUCCCUGUCUUUGAGUUUUGCGUGUUCUUUUUGCAAUCCAAAAUAUAGAAUGUCUGGCUAUUCCAGCUAAAUAGAUUUCACAAUUAUGCUAACAUAAAUAUUAUAUCUUUGCUAGUUGAUGAUUAUAUCUGUGCUAGUUGAUGAAUUGUCCCUUCUCUUUUACACUAAUAUUAUUAGUGAAGUAGCAAAAUAACUUCACAUGGUUUAAAUUACUAUAAUUGAACUAUGGCUGGAAUUCAAUCAAACCGUCACUGCGGGGAGAAGAAAUGAGACCAUGUCCAUUGAUGGAAACUUUAAAACCCCCAUUUUGAUUUAUGCUUUUUCUCUUGUGAUACAUUGAUCUAUGUUCUCCUAAAAUGCUCCACCAGACAGUCCAGGACUGCAAUGCCAGAAUGGAUCGAUCGAAACAUGUUUACUUUAAAGCAUUGGCGUUUAUGGAGUAAUGCUAUGUUUGUGUCUUGAGGGAGUAAACAGGGUUGUUGUACCUGUUGACGAAUGAUCAUCUUGCAAAGGUGGUAAGACUCCCCCCAAAUCCAUGGCAGUUUAUUGAAUACUUAGUAGGCUGUUUAGAACAAGGAUAUUUUCAGUACAUUGACCCUGUCCAUUGCACAUGUAAAGAGCAUUUUAUUUUGAUUAUGUCAUGAUUUAUAACUUGGGUUGGAAGUCGUAAAAAAAAAUGUAAUUGUGGUUUUAAGCGACAUUUUAUACAGUGCAAUUUUUUCAUGAUCUUGUGUUGGAAUUCAAUAUUGAGCUAAAAUGUGAAGACAAUACUACUUUUUUUAAAUAAAAGUGUGUAAUGUUUAAGACCAUUGUUGGUCAUUCACACAAUGCUAUGUACAUGUGUAUGCAAUUUUUAUUUGUAGGGAAGUGUACAUUUUGUAUCAUGAAUAUCCAAUAUUUUUUUCUACUGACAUAAUGACUGUAAAAGUGUAUUUAGGUGUUUUAAAACACUGUGUACAACUAAACUGGAAUUGUGUAAUAUUUUUUGCUGAAAUUGUAAAAUAAAUGUUUCUAUAUUUGAA
Molecule: messenger RNA, 5186 nt
Organism: Oncorhynchus mykiss (rainbow trout)
Lineage: Eukaryota; Metazoa; Chordata; Actinopteri; Salmoniformes; Salmonidae
Product: polypeptide N-acetylgalactosaminyltransferase 10
Biological process (GO): protein O-linked glycosylation
Cellular component (GO): Golgi apparatus
Molecular function (GO): polypeptide N-acetylgalactosaminyltransferase activity
Source: RefSeq, a predicted model, not a curated record